UAGCUGACAGUGGUGUGUGUGGUAGUCUGGUUGUUGUCGUUUACUCGUUUGUUAUUCAUUCAAUACUUUGUAGUUGUGUGAAGGUUAUGUCUCAUUUCUUAUUUUAAUAUAGCCUAGGUGUUACUUAUUUUGAUUUUGUUUAUGAUAACGUUUUAUGGGGACAAAUUCAAAUAAUAAGCAAAUAUUUGAAUAAUUUAUUUGCAGAUUGUGUAAAACAUUGAAAUAUGACUACAGCUGCUAGGCCUACGUUUGAACCUGCCAGAGGUGGUCAAGGAAGAGGAGAGAAAGAUUUAAGUGCUAUAUCAAAGCAGUAUUCUAGUAGAGAUUUACCAGGACACACUAAACUCAAAUUCAGAGAACAUGGACAAGGAACGACUGAGGAACUCCGUAGCCGUGACUUUAGAAAGGAACUUGAUGAUCGUGAGAGGGAAAAGGAUAAAGGUGGAAGACGAGUUCCAGAUAUAAGAGAUAAUAAACGCCUGAAGCUGGAUCAGGUGCCCGCUGCGAGUCUGGACGCUGACGACCCACUGAACGAGGAUGACUCAGAUGAUCCAGACAGUGAGGACGACACAGCCCAGCUAUUGGCCGAGUUGUCGCGUAUCAAGAAGGAGCGAGCUGCUGAUCAGGCACGGAAAGAAACAGAAAAGAGGCAAGAAGAGGAAAGGAUCCGAAUGGAAAACAUCUUGAGUGGAAAUCCCUUGUUGAACUACUCUGGACAAGCAGCCAAAGCUGAUCUAAAGGUGAAGAGGAGGUGGGACGACGACGUUGUGUUCAAAAAUUGUGCACGCUCUGAGCCAGAGAAGAAUAAAAAUACUUUUAUAAAUGACUCACUCCGAUCGGAAUUCCAUAGAAAAUUUAUGGAAAAGUAUGUAAAGUAAGGUGUAUAAAACUAUGUUCACCACUUUGAUUGUGAAUUCCCCUAUAUUGUAAAAUAGUUAAGUUCAUCGUUUCCACAUAACAAUUACGCUCUAUUUAUUUUAUAUGGUGUAUUUUGCUAAUUAUGUAAUGUAAUAAAUUUAAUGAUAUUCAGA
Messenger RNA from Homalodisca vitripennis (glassy-winged sharpshooter), 1031 nucleotides. RefSeq names its product protein CWC15 homolog B (gene c12.1). Gene Ontology annotation, biological process: mRNA cis splicing, via spliceosome. Lineage: Eukaryota; Metazoa; Arthropoda; Insecta; Hemiptera; Cicadellidae. The transcript is spliced from 5 exons. Bases 225 to 878 code for a protein of 217 amino acids. Gene Ontology annotation, molecular function: RNA binding. The record is from RefSeq and is a predicted model, not a curated record. Gene Ontology annotation, cellular component: catalytic step 2 spliceosome.